This is a messenger RNA of Orussus abietinus, 1353 nucleotides long. It is a transcript of the gene mdlc, whose product is annotated as RING finger protein 113A. Gene Ontology annotation, cellular component: U2-type spliceosomal complex. Bases 91 to 1068 code for a protein of 325 amino acids. The transcript has 6 exons. The record is from RefSeq and is a predicted model, not a curated record. Gene Ontology annotation, molecular function: metal ion binding. Gene Ontology annotation, biological process: snoRNA splicing. Lineage: Eukaryota; Metazoa; Arthropoda; Insecta; Hymenoptera; Orussidae.
CCCGUGAGCAAUCUCCCAACUCAUCUCUGUUUGAGCUUCGUCCGAAUGUUCUUACUUUCAUGACGUUGAGUUGAAAUUUUUAUAACAAAUAUGAACUCUUCGGACGCUCAGCUGGAAAAGAAAAAUUGUACGUUUUUGUUUAAUCGACGAAAAAUUAAGAAACAAUCGGUGAGAAAGCGUAAGGGAAUCGAGGAGGAAGAAGACAGUAGCGAAGAUGAAACAUCGGUGGUUAAGAAGGAAAAGAGGCAGAAUAAGCAGAAUCCCAUGAAACAAAGCACUAAUAUACGAUAUCAACAAAAAACAUGUGACAACGAAAGUAGUAUAAAGGACAGCGUAACAGUAUCAUAUAAGAGUAAAAGAACACCAAUACCCUCUGGACCUAGUGACCAAGGAGCUACUGCUGUGUUGGAAACAGAAACUGAACUGGAUAAAGAUGCACAGGCAUUAUUUGAAAAGGCCCAAAAAAUUAAUGAGGAACUGGAAGGGAAAGAGGAUGACAAAAUAUACAGGGGAUUAAAUAAUUAUGUACAGUAUUAUAAGAAAAAGGACACUGCAGCAGGUAAUGCCUCUAGUGGAAUGGUUCGGAAAGGACCAAUACGUGCACCAGCAAAUUUAAGGGCAACGGUUCGAUGGGAUUAUCAGCCUGAUAUCUGCAAAGAUUAUAAAGAAACUGGUUUUUGUGGUUUUGGAGAUAGUUGUAAAUUUCUCCAUGACCGUUCGGAUUACAAAUUGGGUUGGCAGCUUGAAAGAGAAGCAGCCAGCGGAGAGUACAAUAAUAGUGGCGAUGAGGACGACAAAAAGUAUGAAAUUGACAGUGAUGAAGAAACGCUACCAUUCAAAUGUUUUAUAUGUCGUGGGACCUUUGUGGAUCCAGUUGUUACAAAGUGCAAGCAUUACUUUUGUGAAAAAUGUGCCCUUGAUCAAUAUACAAAAAGUACAAGAUGUUUCAUCUGUAAUGUACAGACCAAUGGUGUUUUUAAUCCUGCAAAAGAGCUAAUAGCAAGAACUAAACUGGAAAAUUCCUCAAAGGAAGAACAAAUUAGUGACGAUUCUAAUGACUGCCCUUAAUCCAUUAGAAAAAAUUGUUAUGCGUAUAUGCGGCUACUUAAAUAUUUACUUAAAAUGAAAAACUUAGAGAAUUGUUACAUCUUUUACACUAAGUUAACAUUCUUAAAUAGAAAAUCAUAUUUUCUACAUUUUUUUGAUAAACAGAGGAUAUGAUUUUCUAUCACAUUAAAACCAAUUAAAUCACAUUUUAUUUAAGAACAAAACUGUCAACGUUCAUCUUACUUACGCAAUUUAAAAUUAUUAGUGAAGAAACUGGAUCAAUGAAUGUAACUCGAAUGUAAUCAA